Messenger RNA from Lycium barbarum (goji berry), 2036 nucleotides. RefSeq lists its product as uncharacterized. The transcript has 8 exons. The coding region runs from base 480 to 1571 and encodes 363 amino acids. Lineage: Eukaryota; Viridiplantae; Streptophyta; Magnoliopsida; Solanales; Solanaceae. The record is from RefSeq and is a predicted model, not a curated record.
CAAUAACAAUAAUAAGAUUGUACUUUUCCUAAGUAACCUUAUCAUGAUCAGUGAUCUUAUCAUGAUCUUCAACAUCUUCAUCAUGUGUUAUAUCAGAUUUUUAAUAAUAUGUAUCAUGCUUAUUAUUUUUGUCCUCCAGAUUUUCUCACUUGUUCAGUCUUAGAUUUACACAGAUCUGGAUAGUCAUGAGUCAACAAGGGUCUUCAACAAGAAGCAAAAGAGCUCAAACCAGAGCAUAUGCUAAACCUGGUUCAUUGUCAUCCUUGGCAAAUAAAAAACGGCAGUUAUUAACCACAAAUGAAACUGUUCGAGCUAUAAGGCCAGAGAGAGAUCAUCUGCUAUAAUUAAUUGGAGAACAACAUCCAGUAUCACCACAAGCUAACCAAAAUGAGCAACUUGUAGAAGAGCAACAUAUAGAUGAGCAACAGCCCGUUGCAAAGCAACAGCCCGUCGAGGAGCAACAGCCCGUCGAGGAGGAAAUGCAAAUGGAUUCUACAAUUCCUCCCACAAAUGAACAAUCUGAAGAAGGCCCUUCGACUCAGAAAAGAAAAAGAGGCAGAACGCAAAUGCAUAGUGUGCAUAGCCGACAUGAGCGUAAAUUGAUCCUACUGAAUAGGCUCAAUCAACCUAUUGGUCCUACUGAAGAUGUUGUAAUAGAGUUUGGUAGCUUCCUCGGUACAUUAGCGAGAACUGCGACCCUUUGCCCAUUUGAUAUACUUGAUUGGAGGAAAAUGGACACAAAAGAUGAUUUAUGGAUAUAUACCAAGGAGAAAUAUGAUAUUCCUGAAGCUGGCAAAAAGUGGACUUUGAAUGCAAUUCAUGCUGCUUGGAGAAGGCAUAAAAGUGACUUGAAGAAACUUUGUUACAAACCAAAAGUUACUGAUGAAAUCAUAAUGGCAAAAAGGCCAGGUCAUAUUCCGGAAUGUCAAUUUACAGAGCUCCUCGAAUAUUGGAAGUCUGAGAAAUUCCAGAAAAUGUCUAAAACAAAUGCUGAGAAUCGGAAGAAGUUGUUGAAUCCGCACACAGUCGCCAAAAAACGUUUCGCUUUAGUCCGCAAUAAAUUGGAAAAAACCAAGGGAAAUAUAUCACUUAAGGAGAUCUUUGUGGAAACAAGAGCAAGGAAACCCGGGCGCUUGUACAAGGAGUCAAAUGAAGACACAACUAGUAAAAUUGCUGAAAUGGAGGAAAUUGAAACACAACUAAGCGCAGAUGGUAGUCAGCCUGUUGAUGCAUACUCAGCCGUUAUGGGUCCAGAACAUCCGGGACGUCUAAGACUAUAUGGAUGGGGGGUUACAAAGACUUCUUUGAAAGGAAAAACUGGAACUUUUGAACCAACUUCAAAUGCCACAAAUGAUGUAGUGCAAGAAAUGCAAGAAAGUAUCCAAAAAAUGGAGGAACAAAUGGAGGAACAAAAAAGAACUAUGCGAGCAGAAGUUACUGCAGGCAUUACUGCAAAAGUAAUGGAAAAACUCCAACGUGCAGGAUUAAUUAGUCCAGACAUGCUAGUAGCAUUGUGUGCCCCUUCACCGGGAGAAGCUACGUCUGCCCCACAAGUAGAUAGCAACAAUUAAGCUGGUGCUGCUGUUGCUGGCUACAAACAACUUGUUUGGCUGGUGCUGCUGCUGCUGCAGGUGCUGGCUGCGGGUGCUGGCUGAGCGGAGAAAUAUUCAUAUAUCAUCCAUUCUCUCAUUUUGCAAUCUUUGAUUAUACCAGAGAUAUGGCUGUCCAGUACAUUAGGGUGUGUGUUUGAAUAAGGUGGUGAAAUUGAACAAGGGGAUGAAAGAAGUGAAGAUACAUGAUCGACUAAGGAGGAUUGGGUUAAUUUUUUGGAAAAUUGAAGACUUGUGUGCUCCACCUCUUGAAUGGUCAAACAUUAUCUUGAUAUUUUGCUUUUAUGUAUGUUACUUGACCUCUUGGAUUAUUAUUUUGGUAUGAUCGAUGUUGGAUCUUGUAUUAGUAUUUUGGUAUGACGUCGGAUCUUGAAUUAUUAUUUUGGAAUAUAUGAUGUCGGAUCUUGGAUUAUUAUUUUGGUAUGA